AUGGACAAAGCAGGGUCGCAACAAGCUCCAGCAACCAGCGAGCGAAAUCUCGACGCGAAGCGCACGACUUUCGACGAACCAACUACCGCUCCUGAUGCCAAACGCAUGAAAAGCUCCCCUGAAGGGCUGACAGGACCUCAUGUUUCAGCUCCAGCUGCACGCCCUAGGACAUCGGGAAGCAUUCCAACUGUCCUAAAGCCUGCAGUGGUGGAAGAGCGAAAUGGUGAGAUCGAAUACCGAGUGGUCAACAACGAUGCCUCCAGAGAGAGUACGAUUAUCCUUACGGGUCUCAAAUGCCUGUUCCAAAAGCAACUCCCCAAAAUGCCCAAAGAUUACAUCGCACGUCUCGUCUAUGAUCGCGCUCACCUGUCUUUGGCCAUCGUGAAAAUGCCUCGGGAAGUCAUUGGCGGAAUAACAUUUCGAGAAUUCCGAGACCGCAGGUUUGCUGAAAUCGUCUUUUGCGCAGUCUCCUCUCACCAGCAGGUUAAGGGAUACGGAGCGCAUCUCAUGGCCCAUUUGAAGGACUAUGUCAGAGCUACCUCCCCAGUAAUGCAUUUCCUAACCUACGCCGACAAUUAUGCCACGGGAUAUUUCCAAAAACAGGGGUUCACCAAAGAGAUCACACUCAACAAGUCUAUCUGGAUGGGGUAUAUCAAGGACUACGAAGGAGGAACACUCAUGCAAUGCUCCGUGCUUCCCCGAAUACGGUAUCUCGAGCUCGGCCGUAUGCUUCUGAAGCAGAAGGAAACUGUUCGAGCCAAAAUGCGUAUCUUGAGCAAAAACCACAUCAUUCACCCACCGCCUCAACAAUGGGCUCUCGGCAUCAUCGUUCCAAUCGAUCCGCUCUCCAUCACUGCCAUCCAGGCAACUGGCUGGUCUCCAGACAUGGACAAGUUAGCCCGUGAACCGCGCCACGGGCCUCACUUUAACGAACUUCGACGUUUUUUGAAUCAAAUACAAAAUCACAAACAAGCAUGGCCUUUCCUCCACCCGGUCAAUAAAGACGAAGUCCCUGAUUACUAUAACGUUAUUACAUCGCCAAUAGACCUUUCGACCAUGGAAGAAAGGUUGGAGCAGGAUUUCUAUACUGCUCCGAAAGACCUUGUCAGCGAUCUUAAGUUGAUUUUCAGUAAUUGUCGACAAUAUAAUGACGCAACGACGGUAUACGCCAAGUGUGCGGCCAGCCUGGAGAAGUACAUGUGGAAACUCAUUAGGGAGAUUCCAGAGUGGUUUGACUUGCUUGAAGAAUGA
Aspergillus terreus NIH2624 is the source of this 1251-nucleotide messenger RNA. RefSeq names its product bromodomain-containing protein. The record is from RefSeq and is a predicted model, not a curated record. The coding region runs from base 1 to 1251 and encodes 416 amino acids. Lineage: Eukaryota; Fungi; Ascomycota; Eurotiomycetes; Eurotiales; Aspergillaceae. Gene Ontology annotation, molecular function: protein binding; histone H3 acetyltransferase activity. Gene Ontology annotation, cellular component: histone acetyltransferase complex. Gene Ontology annotation, biological process: chromatin remodeling; positive regulation of transcription by RNA polymerase II. The transcript is spliced from 2 exons.